Peromyscus maniculatus bairdii (prairie deer mouse) is the source of this 6286-nucleotide messenger RNA. NCBI's taxonomy places the organism in Eukaryota, Metazoa, Chordata, Mammalia, Rodentia, Cricetidae. The record is from RefSeq and is a predicted model, not a curated record.
GACUAGAAGGCGCGGGUUGCUAGUUUGCAGCUUUGCUUGGUGAUUAUUGUGCUUUAAAACCCUGCUGAGCCAUGCAGCGACUUUGCCGUUGGAACUCCGUGAAACUAGGCUGGCUUUUCAGUAGGCGCUAGGGCUGCAUUGUGGUGGCAGCCGACGCCACGCGGGGGAGAAGGUGCCUGUGAGGGGCGUACCCUCUUGCCAUGAAGAAGAUUUUUGGCUUCAGGAGCAAGGGCCCAUCGCCGUUGGGCCCCUCCGCCCGCCCGCGGAACAGCUCCGUGGGCUUUGGACGCGUGAGUGCUGGUGGCUCCCACAUGCCCAGGUACCACAUUCACGACAAGGAUAUGGGCAAGAUCCACAAGGCUGCAAGCGUGGGUGAUGUAGCCAAAGUGCAGCACAUCCUUAUCCUUGGGAAAAGUGGCGUGAACGAUAGAGAUAAGAAGGACAGAACUGCUCUCCAUCUUGCCUGUGCUUAUGGCCAUCCAGAAGUGGUGACUCUCUUAGUAGAGAGAAAAUGUGACAUUGAUGCCUGUGACGGCGAGAACAGCACAGCUCUCAUUAAGGCCGUGCAAUGCGAGGAAGAAGAAUGUGCAGCAAUACUGCUGGAGCACGGUGCCGAUCCGAACGUGGCGGACAGCAGUGGUAACACUGCCCUGCACUAUGCUGUCCAGGGUGAGAACACCUCCAUAGCAGCCAAACUGCUCGCACACGGUGCAAAUAUAGAAGCCAAAAACAAGGAUGACCUCACACCUCUCUUACUUGCUGUAAAGGAAAAUAAACAGCAUAUUGUGGAAUUUUUAGUAAAGAAGAAAGCAAGUAUUCAUGCAGUUGAUCAGCUUGGAAGCAACAGACAAUUACUUGAAUAUGAUGGAGAGAGACUAAAAUAUUCUGAAAAUAGCAAUCCAGUGGAUAACGGUUCUGAAGAGGAAUCUUUAACCAGGUCUUCCAAUACACCUGAUCCUGCUGAUUCCUGGCCUACAUCAGAUGAAGAUGACUACAAUUUUGAUAACAAGAAUGUCCCCAAAAUUAACUUAACAGAGCUGUGGACAGCUGCUCAGCGGUCCAAGAAAAACCAAACAAAAUGUGGCUUUGAGAACCUAGGAAGUAGAAUCCUGCUUGACAAUAGUAAUUCCAAUAGUGAAGAUGAAGAUGGAGUUGAAAUCGGGCCUGGACCACCAGCCAGAGUCCAGACCUUUUCUCCAUCCUGCCAGUCACCUGAUCCAAUGGAAGGACCAACUAAGCCUGCAAUUGGAAGAGAAGAAAAUGUUGCUGAUGCUGUUGAAAGGACUUCACAAGAAAACGGUGCUGAUGCUGUUGAAAGGACUUCACAAGAAAACGGUGCUGAUGCUGUUGAAAAUGUGACUUAUAUACCAUCUUGCAUGAGUGGAUCAAGAAACUCUAAGGUGGCUAAACUAGAGGAGUCAAGAAAUGUAGGCAUCCCAGUAGCCCACAAGGAGGCCCUCAGGAAAUAUCCAGUCAUGGAGCCUACUAUCAAAAAGACAGAUACUCUUCUCAACAAAACAGUAGGAAUGAAGGAUGUACAGACAUUCAAAUCAGAGCCAGACUUAGAAGUGGCAUCGAGAGAAGAGCGGAAACGGCUCAGCAGCAGUGAAGACAGCCAGCGGAAGGUUGAAGAAACAAGAAAGUAUAAAAAUAAUGAAGUAAAAGUAUCAGGAAGUCCAUACAGUGGUGCUGCUGACACUGUUGAUGAUGGAGCAAGUCAACAGAGUGCAAACACUGAUAACCAACAGUUUCCUAUGAAGGGGCAUGAGGAGCAUGAUGGAGGUCCUGUCUUCCUUAGGAAGGAAGCGAAGAAAAAGAAGAAUGAAAAGUGGGUGUCCAGAGAAUCUGUCCCGAUGCCAACGAUGGAGAAAGCUGGCUUACCACCUGGGGGUUCCCUGCAAAUGCAGGACGGUUCCAGCCUCAGCGACACGGACCAGAGUGAGACGAGGCCCACAAAGAAAACAUCUAAUAAAAAUAACAAGACCAGAAAACAAGUAUCUGCUGUGGACGACCCUGAUGCCUGGAGUGAGUCGUCUGAAACAGCCUCUGAGGACUGCGAGCUCCAGUGCCCCAAUUAUGAGAGCGUUUUGUGUGAAAUUGAGCAUCUGAGGACGGAGUGUAGAGAUAUUGUUAGUCUUUUGAAAAUCCGGGAUGCAGUUUAUUCAUAUCAAAGAUUAUUAGAAUUUAAAAAAAGCCAAUGUGAACUACUUACAGGAAAACUUAAAAGAAUGGAAAAUAAACUUAAGGAAUUACAGAAGGAAGUAUCAGAAACAAAAGAAGUAAAGUCACAGUUAGAGCAUGAAAAGGUAGAAUGGGAACAAGAACUCUCCAAUUUGAGAUUUUCACUAAAACAAGAGGAAGAGAAGCGGAGAAGCGCGCAUCAGCUUUCUGAGAGAACGAUGGAGCAGCUUAGGAGAAAAGAUGAGCAGUAUCAGAACGAGCUUGAAGGGAAGCAGCAGCUUGAAGUUUCUCUCAGAACAUUGGAUAUGGAGUUGAAGACAGUGAAAAAUCAUUUGAACCAAAUUUCAGAGGAACGAAAUGAAAUUCAGAGACAGCUUUCCCAAGAACAGAAUGCCAGAGCGUUACAGGAUGGGAUUCUUGCAAAUCACCUGUGUAAACAAAAGGAGAUAGAAAUGGCACAGAAGAAGAUGACCUGUGAGGUUUCUGUUAGUCAUAAAAAAGAAAAAGAUCUAUUGCAUAAAAACCAAAUGUUGCAGGAUGAAAUUGCCAUGUUAAGACUGGAGCUGGAUACAGUAAAAACCCACAGCCAGGAAAAGGAGAAGAAGUACCUGGAGGAUAUUAAGACUGCACAUGAACAGAGUGAUAAGCUUCAAAGGAUGAUAAAGCUGAAUGAAGAAACAUUUACAAAAACAGUAUUCCAGUAUAAUGCACAGAUUAAUAGUCUUACAACUGAGAACACAAUGCUGAGUUCUAAGCUGGAGAAUGAAAAACAAAAUAAAGAAAGACUGGAAACAGAGGUCGAAUCAUUCCGAUCUAGACUGGCUUCUGCUGUGCAUGACCAUGCUGAAAUUCAGACAUCAAAAAGAGACCUAGAAAUUGCUUUCCAGAAAGCAAGAGAUGAGUGGGUUCGUUUGCAAGACAAGAUGAAUUUUGAUAUGUCUAACCUAAGAGAUAACAAUGAGAUUCUUUCCCAACAGCUUUCGAAAACUGAAAGAAAAUUGAAUAGCCUAGAAAUUGAGUUUCAUCAUACAAAAGAUGCACUUAGAGAAAAGACUUUGUCUUUGAAAUGUGUACAAAGAGACCUCAACCAGACGCAGUGCCAGAUGAAGGAAGUCGAGCAUAUGUAUCAAGAUGAGCAAGGGAAGGUGAAUAAAUACAUGGGCAAGCAAGAGUCCAUAGAGGAGAGGCUGUCUCAGCUCCAGAGUGAGAACAUGCUGCUCCGGCAGCAGUUAGACGAUGCUUCCAACAAAGCUGAUUGCAAAGACAAGACAAUAGUGAAUAUCCAGGACCAGUUUCAUGAUAUGCUAAGCAGACUCCAAGCUGAGAGCCAGAAGCACAGGCUGAUGCUGGAAGACAGAAACAAGGAAUUAGUGAGUGAGUGCAGUCACUUAAAAGAGAGAAUGUGUCAGUAUGAAAACGAGAAAGCAGAAAGAGAAGUGGUUGUGAGGCAGCUUCAACAGGAACUGGCUGAUACCCUGAAAAAGCAGUCGAUGUCAGAGGCCUCGCUAGAAGUUUCCUCACGUUACCGCAGUAGUUUAGAAGACGAGACACGAGAUUUAAAGAAGAAAUUAGGUCAGAUCAGAAGUCAAUUGCAGGAAGCACAGGAUCAACACAGAGAGGCUGUACAGCGUGCUGAGAAGAUGGAAGACCACCUACAAAAGCUUGAACUUGAAAACUCCAAGUUUAAAAUUACAAUAAAAAAGCAGUCAGAGGAAAUGGAGCAACUUCAGGAAAACCUAUCAAGUGUGAAUUUGUCUGAAGAAGAUAAAGAAAAACUGAAGAAACUUGCUACGCUGAAAGACUCUCUGGAAUAUGCUUUGGACCAAGAACAGAAGAAAAACUGUGCGUUAGAGAAAGAACUGACCGAAUUUAAGGAACACUUAAAAAUGACCAAAAAAGAAUUAAAUGAACAGGAAAACAGAGAACUUAAUCUCCAUCAAGAUAUAAAAAACAGUCAAUUUGAAAUGGAUAUCCCAGUUAAUAAGCUUAUAAAAAAGAUUGAUGAUCUUACAUCACAAUUGGAAUCCAUAUCUUCAAAAUGUCUACAUCUGGAUAAAAAAAACCAGUAUCUUCAGCAGGAAUUGCUAUUGAUGAAAACUGUGCAGAAGAAGUGUGUGAAACUAGAGAAGAAUAAGAAGAAACUGGAACAAGAAGUGGUCAGCCUCCGAAGUCACAUGGAAAAGAACCUGGUGGAGCAGAGUGAGCUGCAGCAGUACAGGCGGGAGGUGGAGGAGCGAGCGAGGCAAGACCUGGUGGAAAAGUUAAAACAGGUCAACCUCUUCCUGCAGGCACAGGCAGCCUCUCAGGAAAACCUGGAGCAGCUGAGAGAGAACAGUAACGCUUCAGUGAGGAGUCAGCUGGAGCUCCGGAUUAAAGACCUGGAGUCCCAGCUCUCCAGAAAGAAGACUCAAGAAGACUUUGAUAAAAUAGAACUAGAAAAAUAUAAGCAACUCUACCAAGAAGAAUUCCGAAUUAGAAAAUCACUGUCAAGCAAACUGAACAAGACCAACGAGAGGCUGGAGGAGACCAGCACUAAACUGCUCCUGGAGGAACAGCAGAAUAGAUCGUUGCUAAGCUCUCUUAGUACGCGGCCUAUUGUAGAGUGUCCUUGCCUCGGAGGCCUUCAUAAUAGUUUGGUAUUCAAUAGGACUCUUAUUCCAAGAGAAAACAUAGUGAUUCCUACCUCAGGCCUACAGCCAUCAAAUAAAAGGAUGGAAAUCUACCUGACCGAGAUGCAUCAGGAGUUGGAAAAAAGUAUAAAUAGAAAACUUAAUGAAGCUGCGGCUGAACUUGAAUCUGAGUUCUGCAGAGUUUUUCCCCUUGAAUCUGCUACUAAAUCAGGUCAAGAUCUAAUCUUAGAAGAAACGCAAGAAUAUAUAGACAAUUUAAAGAAAAAAUACAGGAUCUGCUGAAUUGAAAGAAAGAAGGAAAGGAAGAAAAGGCGUGAUAAUAGAAGAGGGACUCUUUGGGAGGAGGAGCAAAGGAACAGAGCCCCAGAGAAGAUAAAAGGACAUGCACUGUGUGUGUCUUAAAUGUCACGGUGAACUGGUAUGGUAGCACACGGCUUCAACCCCAGCCCUUGGGAAGCAGAGGCAAGUAGAUAUCCUCGGUUCAAGGACAGCUAGGGCUACAUGUCCACGCAGAAAAACAAGCUUAUAAUGAAACCUAAUAUUUUUGUACCAAUAAUAUAUAUUAAUAUAUGGUCUAAAAUAUAUUUAUUAGACUUUAUAUAUUGUAAUUGUUUCCUAGUAAAUGUAUGACUUGAAAACAGAAGUGAAGGAAACUUUUUUGUCAUAUGUAUUAGAAAAUUAACAUGUUUACCUGGGGGGGUUUGGUGGUUUUAAGCACAUUUUAUAAGUAUUAUUAAACCACUAUUACCAAGUUUUACAUACAAAAACACCCAAAAGCCUGUUUCUCAUGAGUAUUUAUACUUUUCUUUUUUUAUCACUGUCUGUGGGCCAGAAGACUUAGCCAGACAUCACUUCAGUAUGCUGCCGCUGCAGCCAUUUUUAACAUUUUAACCUGUUACAGCCACAGUAUCACCAUCAAACCUAAUCUUUUAAGCGCUGAUUUGUAGUUGUUGAUCCUUCAGGAAAGCAAUUACCUAAGACUUUGCACCUGUUUUGUUUAUUCAUUUGCUUGUUCAUCUUUGAUGUUUUUGGUUUUUUUUUUGAAGUCUUAAAAUUAGACAAAAGUUCAAAGAAUUGUGCCCUUCCCCACUCUGAACCAUCUCAGAGAGCCUAGCUGCCAUCUGCCACUGUCCUGGACUAUAUUAGUAUUUUUUGUAAUUAACAACAGCCUGAGUAACUGGUGUCACCUUUGUAAUCGGAAGGCUACCACUAAUGCACCCUGGAUAUCAGCCUCAGGUCCUUUUCCAGUUGACUCUUGCCUACAAUGUCCUUUAACAAAAACUGGUCCCAUUCAGACUCAGGGAUUCCAGUUACUUACAUUCCUUAGACUCCUUCAGUUUGGAACAUUGCUCAGUCUUUCCUUGAUUUUCAUGACCUUAAAUCUUCAGGGUAGAAUUCAUGUAGAGUGCCCUUGAAUUGAAUUUUCUGUUGCAUUAUUAUUAAAUCAUGUAAUUUUUGACAAGAGUAUUACAAGA